Molecule: messenger RNA, 585 nt
Organism: Morchella importuna
Lineage: Eukaryota; Fungi; Ascomycota; Pezizomycetes; Pezizales; Morchellaceae
Exons: 2
Coding region: 1-585 (194 amino acids)
Source: RefSeq, a predicted model, not a curated record
AUGGAGCAGAUUAAUAGUCAUCUGCAGUUAGAUCGAUACCUGUCCGAUCCAAUCGCCAACGAAUUGGAACAGGUUUACCCACACCUACUAUCUAGCCCCCCCGAAUCAGCAGAAGAUUCCAACGAGCCUCAUGCGGUCGAUGCGGAAAAUCUGCCGCCUGGGUUCCUUGGGUUAUCCGAAGAAGAGCUUCUGGCAGCCAAAUCUUUGGGUUCAUACCGGCAGCCACCUGAUCAGUACCCCUACGAGCGGGUCGAACCAAUCGCCCAUAAACCAGAACAGGUAGAUCCAUACUUACCGUCUAGCCUCUCUAGAACACCAGAUAUCAACGACCCUCUUGCAGUCGAUGUCGACCAUCUGCCCGGAUUCUUCGACAUAUCCCAAGAAGAGUCUGAACACCAGGUACCACUCCCAGUAGCCACUCCUUCGGGUUCAAUCGCUCCUGAAUCGGAACAGGUGAAUCCUCAUGUACAUCUACCGUCUAGCCCCUCUGGACCAGCAGCAGAUGCCAUCGGCCCCCUUCCAGUUAAUGCGGGCCAUGUUGGAGAUCUCCCUCCAGAGAUGCCUUGCGAUAAGAAAUGCAAUUGA